Molecule: messenger RNA, 4442 nt
Organism: Pogoniulus pusillus (Red-fronted tinkerbird)
Lineage: Eukaryota; Metazoa; Chordata; Aves; Piciformes; Lybiidae
Gene: EFCAB14
Product: EF-hand calcium binding domain 14
Exons: 11
Coding region: 136-1587 (483 amino acids)
Molecular function (GO): calcium ion binding
Source: RefSeq, a predicted model, not a curated record
AGCAGCGGCCGCGGCCCCGCGGAGCGCCUGUAGCCGCGGCCGGGCCGCAGGCUGGCAAGCCGGGGCGCGCUGGCGGCGGCAGAGGAAGAGGGAGGCGGGAGCCAGCCGCCGGCCGCGCCGCCAGCCCACAAGAGGAUGAAGAAGCGGAAGGAACUGAACGCCCUCAUUGGCUUGGCCGCCGACGGUCGCAGGAAGAAGUCGGCCAAGAAGGGCUCCGGCCACCGGCUGCUGCGCACCGAGCCGCCCGCCUCCGACUCCGAGUCCAGCUCGGAGGAAGACGAGUUCGCGGGGGCGCGGACCCGCUGCGGCAAGGGAGACUAUCUACGAUGCUGCAAAUUCUGUUACCCCUUAUGUGCAUUUGUCAUUCUGGCCGCCUGUGUGGUGGCGUGCGUUGGCUUAGUCUGGAUGCAGGUAGCUCUCAAGGAGGAUCUCGAUGCAAUAAAGGAGAAGUUUCGAACUAUGGAAUCUAAUCAAAAGACAUCAUUCCAAGAAAUUCCUAAACUGAAUGAAGAUUUGGUGCAGAAGCAAAAGCAACUAGAACAAAUUGAGACUGGAGAACUGGGGCUAAAUAAAAUCUGGAUAAAUAUCACAGAGAUCAAUAAACAGAUAUCGCUCUUGACCUCAACAGUAAAUCAUCUCAAAAACAACAUAAAGUCUGCUUCUGAUCUGAUUUCUCUUCCUCUUACAGUAGAGAAGCUUCAGAAGACGGUAGCGAACAUAGGUAGCACACUUACCAGUGUUUCCCAUGAUGUUGAAAAUAUACAGACAACUAUUGAAGAAUACAAGAAACCCAUAGAAAUGCUCCAGAAUGACGUGAAGGAAUUGAAACAGAUACCUUCACUUCCCUCCACUGUUGUGCCAAGAAAGACAAACCAGACAGAAAACUGCAAAAAGGACAACCAGUCACUGCAUGCAGCUUUGGAAGAGCUAAGUAAUACUGUAGUGGGAUACCAAAAGUUGAAUGACAUCAAGCUUCUAAAUGUGGAUUCAGCGAUUGGUAACCUCAGCCAGCGGGUUGUGCGCUUAGAGAAUUCUCCCCUUGCUGUGAACAAUCUGGAUAAAAGAGAAAACUUGUCUACCUAUGUGGGGAAUGAUGCAACUACCUCUGUAAAAGUGGAAAAUGAAGAUCAACUAGAUAAUGAAACUAAUCCAAAUAAAGAACUGAAGGAAAUAGAAACUAGAGAUUCUCAGGUAUCAAAACUAAGAGAGAAGCUUCAGAUGAUCAGUGCUCUCUCGAGCAAGCCAGCAAAUGACAGACUCACUGAGACAUCAAAGAAUGUUGAAAGUAGUCUGAAUGCUACAGCAAAGCCCAUAGACCUUUUAAGAUUGACUUCAAGGUCAGCUGAUGACAACAUAGAGAGUAAUGGGCAGCAGAGACAUCUGUCCUUACCAGGAAUUUCCAGCAUUGAAGAUCUUCAGAAUUUGUUUGAAAAAGCAGCUGAAGAUGCUGAUGGAAAACUAUCAUACGAGGAUCUUCAAAAGCUCCUUGGCUCUACAGCCCCAGAGUUGCAGAGCUUUAAGAAGUUUGACACAGAUGGAGAUGAGAAAUACUCAUUGCAAGAACUGAGAUUAGCUUUAGAUGUCUAGGAUAUAUAUCUAGGAAUGUGGUAUUGAUGGAUGCUACUGUAGCUAAAGGAAACUACGGGACAUAAGAAAGCUACAUCUGCACUUUCCCAGUGUUUUACUGAUCUUUGGAGCUAAAUUGCUGUACACAUGGCCACCUCUGGUUUUCCAUUUGCAUUUAGUGAAGAGAAAUUUACAAAUUUAUAUGUCACUAGGACAUAAUAUUGGGACUGUUAAAAUCCAGAAAAAAAAAUCCCAAACUUGGAAACAUUUUCCUCUCAUUCUUUCCUUUUCAGAGGAGUUCUUGGUUUUUAAUUUAAAGUGUGUACAUACUAAAAUAAAACUAUGAUUUUUAUAUUUCACUGAAAUUUGCCUUAAAUUAGAGAGCUGCACUUUAUGUAGAGCAGAAGGAAAUCUGUCUUGUAAAGAUGGGCUGCUUCUGCUUGUAAAUAUUUGAGAUACAGUAAAUUAUGCAUAUUUAAGGAGAAGAUUGUGUCAGGGGCUGUGUUGGUACUAAGCUGUUGCUAAUGAGAGGCUGAGCUUAGGAGGGGUGGUUAAGAGGUUCAGCUAAAUUUUCAAUUUUGACUAAGUAUACCCAGGAAUUAAUUCAGACUGAGUCAGAGGAAAGCAAGAAUGGUAAAUCAUAGCAGGAUUUAUUUUUAGAGGGAAGAGCUGAAAAGCAUUUUUAUGUCGUGAGCCUGCAGGAGCAAUUAACUACCAAGUGCUUGGGUUUUCACUUUGUCAUUCUCUUAGCUUUGCUAUAUUGCAUCCAGAUUGCAUUUUGUGAGACAAGCCUCUGUUUAAAAAAAAAUAAAUAAGUAUUGAAUAUCUUUAAUGGGUGCUUGAAAUGUAAAAGUCUACAAUGCAGCCUGCUUAGCAGCAGCAGUAAAUACACUCAGUGGUGUACUCAUGGUGUCACUGACUAAUCGCUGGAGAUAUUUUGAACAAGGUUGCUGAUACUGCCAGUUUCUUUCAUCUGUGGUUGUUUGGGUCACUCUGAAGUGUUCUGAGUAAAGCACCUGGUCUUUAGGACUGUGAGUGGAAUGGGAGGGCCCAAAGUAGACCUGUGGGCUGUUUCCUGACUAACAGGAACAUGACCACCUCUGGAUACUUCUAACUUUUGUAUUCUCACUAAUAGGGGAAUAUGAAAAGCAUGACAGGAGUGUGCGGUGGCAUUUGUCAUUCUCUGCUGACACCUGCCCUUUGUAAGUAAGGAUUUGUUUAUUCUGGUGGAUUUAAACACUGAGUGUGUUUAUAACUUUCUGGAACAUAGUGACUUUUUCAGAAGGAAUUCACUUGCAGGCUAGAUCAGGGCCAAGUUGGAUUAUUUUUCUCACAAAUACCAGUGAUCUUGUUGGCAGUUUCUUGUAUGAUCAGUGAAUUGCAAGUUGUCCACCUUGAUGAAACAUCAGUUUAUGUGGAGCCUGGUUCAUAAUUGUUGACUUUCAUAUAACUUUAGAAUGGAUUUUUUUUUCAGUGAUUGUAUUCUGGAAGUAUGAAUCAGUGAAGAAAUGUAUGUACAAAAUGGAACCCUGCUACCCAUUGCCUAGGCUUCUUUCACCAUUGCUCUCCUGUCUUGUUUGGAUAAUGGCAGCCGUAACCCAAUAUGAAAAUGCUUUUGAUGUGGCAUUUGAGCAUGUAGAACUUAAAACAAAACCAACCAACCUUGGCUUUUGAGAGGACAAGAAGCCAGUAUCUGCUUCUUGCCACUUCCCACACCCUUUUAUACACUACUGUAUAACUCCUUAACCAAAUAAAUUACAAAAAAAAAUAUAAACAAGUAAAAAAAAAAAGGGAAAAAAGAGCAAUAAGAGGUAACCAUUCUGGUAUUUUAUCUGUACAUAAUGUAUCAUAGCUAUAUGCCAGAGUUUGCAAGAUAUUUUUGGAAGUUUAAUUUGUAUGGAAUUUAACUGACUUUAAAGGACGAUUGUAUUGCCAGGUGAAUCUACCAGCGUUGUGUUUUGUUGCAGUCUGCUGUUAUUUGCAGAAGGAGCUUCCACAGCAGUAGUGAAACUGUCAGCUAGAGAGAGCAUGCACUGCUCCAGCCACCUGUGUCCUCUGCCUGUGGCCAGGGAGCCAAGCUGCGCGGGAGUUGGCUGUCCGUUGCCGCUUCAUUUGCACGGCCAGAGCGCAGUCGAUCGGUAACUGCUGUAGUAACUGCUGUAGUAACUGCUGUAGUAACUGCUGUAGUAACUGCUGUAGUAACUGCUGUAGUAACUGCUGUAGUAACUGCUGUAGUAACUGCUGUAGUAACUGCUGUAGUAACUGCUGUAGUAGGUUGGGCUUGUGCUAUCAGGUGUUUAAGGAAAGGUGAUCUGCGCUGAGCCCAGUGGUCGCUCUUUGGCCAAGGAUAGCUGAUAGCAGCGUGUGCCCGUUUUGCUGCUGGUCUCCAUCCCCCACGCUCUCCCGAGUCCUGGUGCUGGCUUUAGGUUUUAGUGAUGCUGCGGAUGGCAGAGGGCCUAAGAGCCGCGGGUGUAGUUAGGACAGCGUCCUGCGCCUGCUCUGCUCUCGCUCACACCUGCGGAGCGUGGGUUGCCAGAGGGGAGGCUGAAGGCCAACCUGGGAAGGCUGUGUGCUUCUGCCUGCUGGGAGGGGGAGUCCUCGGAGAAACACGUCUGAAUUCAGAACACCACGGAACAGAAGGCAGAGUCAGUUGUGAUGGGAUUCUGGGUUUGCUUUUGGUGUUGCGGGGUUGUGGGUGACCUCUGUGUUGGGGUCAGUGCGUGUUUCGCUUCGGUUACUGCCCCACCGAGAGAGCAGAGCCGCACCGUGCUGGCCGUGCGUUGUGCUUCGCUGCUCCGCCGGCUCUCUCUCGCGGCACUCCGCGCUUUUCUCCAUGUAACGCGGCUUUAUCUCAAUAAAAGCUGGCUUCCCCCGCU